AUGAUCAUCACUUUCGUUCCGCCAGAAGAUUCCACUUGCCAACUGUCUGACGUCCAAAUUGUUCGUAGAUACAUUGAUAGACCUUCUCUAAAAUAUUUUCGAUAUUUAAAGCGCAGAUGCAAUGGAUUUAUACUUUUCCGCAUAAGUGUCAGUAAUGCUCUAAAGAAAGGUGGUAGAGUUAGAAAUGCGCGUCAGAUUUCGCAACUGGCUUCAACCAUGUGGGAAAGAAUGAAUUCUAGAGAAAAGAGAAGGUACGAAAACCUAUCAGUGACAUUGUCCAGGGAAAAUAUCGAAUGGACAAAUCAAAACGCACCCAUCACAGUACACGAAGCACCUAAUAUGACCUCCAUUGAUAAUCCGAACACCGAGUUUUACGGAUAUUCAAGAAACAUCUGGAGAGACGAAGAUGCCGUAUUAUUUGAACUUUGA
Messenger RNA from Ambispora gerdemannii, 429 nucleotides. Lineage: Eukaryota; Fungi; Glomeromycota; Glomeromycetes; Archaeosporales; Ambisporaceae. The record is from the annotation of a GenBank genome assembly.